This is a messenger RNA of Phytophthora sojae, 2007 nucleotides long. RefSeq lists its product as hypothetical. The record is from RefSeq and is a predicted model, not a curated record. Lineage: Eukaryota; Oomycota; Peronosporomycetes; Peronosporales; Peronosporaceae. Gene Ontology annotation, molecular function: phenylalanine-tRNA ligase activity; magnesium ion binding; ATP binding. Gene Ontology annotation, biological process: phenylalanyl-tRNA aminoacylation. Gene Ontology annotation, cellular component: phenylalanine-tRNA ligase complex; cytoplasm. The transcript is spliced from 3 exons. Bases 1 to 1845 code for a protein of 614 amino acids.
AUGCCGACCGUGGGGGUCAAGCGCGACGAGCUGUUCGCGGCCAUGGGCCAGACGUACACGGACGAGGAGUUCGACGUGCUGUGCUUCGAGUUCGGCAUCGAGCUGGACGACAUCACGAGCGAGAAGCAGCUCAAGCAGCGCGAGACGCAGGGCCAGGACAAGGACCACUCGGCCCACUCGGACGCCGUGCUCUACAAGAUCGACGUGCCCGCCAACCGCUACGACCUGCUCUGCGUCGAGGGCAUCGCGCGCGCGCUGCGCAUCUUCCUGGAGAAGGAGCGCCCGCCCGUGUACACGCUCACGCCGCGCGCCGAGGGCCCGCACCACAUCACGGUCAAGCCCAACACCAAGUUGGUGCGCCCGUUCGUGGUGUCGGCCGUGCUGCGCGACGUGCAGUUCACGCAGGAGCGCUACGACAGCUUCAUCGACCUGCAGGACAAGCUGCACCAGAACAUCUGCCGUCGCCGCACGCUCGUGGCCAUCGGCACGCACGACCUCGACACGAUCCAGGGCCCCUUCACCUACAAUGCGCUGCCGCCGAAUGAGAUCAAGUUCAAGCCGCUGAGCCAGGACAAGGAGUUUGAGGCCAAGGAGCUGCUGGACUUCUACCGCACCAACCCGGACGUGAAGCACAUCAAGCCGUACACGGACAUCAUCUACGACUCGCCCGUGUACCCCGUGAUCACGGACAAGAACGGCGUGGUGCUGUCGCUGCCGCCCAUCAUCAACGGCGAGCACUCGAAGAUCUCGCUGGACACGAAGAACGUCUUCAUCGAGUGCACGGCCACGGACAUCACCAAGGCCAAGGUCGUGCUGAACACCAUGAUCGCCAUGUUCUCCGAGUACUGCGCCAAGCCCUUCACGGUCGAGCCUGUGCAGGUCAUCUACGAGGACGAGACGGUGAACCAGAACGAGCUGACGCCCAACCUCAGCAAGCGCUCGGUGGAGGUGCAGAUCAAGAACAUCUACUCUAUGCUGUUCGGCAAGGGCGAGCCCAUUGACCUGGACGUCGACCGGAUCUGCAAGCUCUGCAACAAGAUGCAGCUGGACGCCAAGCCCUCGGGCAACGGAAAGACCAUUAUCGCGGAGGUGCCGAUCACGCGCUCGGACAUUCUGCACCCCGUGGACGUGAUUGAGGACGUGGGUAUCGCCUACGGCUUCAACAACAUCCCGCUCACGAUCCCGCACACGCAGACCAUCGGUAUGGCGCAGCCUCUGAACAAGCUGGGCGACCUUCUUCGCGAUGAGAUUAGCCGCGCUGGUUACAUCGAGCUCCUCACCCACGGCCUGUGCUCGCACAAGGAGAACUUCGAGUACCUGAACCGCGAGGACGACGGCCACUCCGCUGUUGUGCUGGCCAACCCGGCUACUGUCGAGUUCGAGGUUGUGCGUACGUCGAUGCUGCCUGGUGUGCUGAAGACCAUCCAGAACAACAAGGCUAUGUCGAUCAAGGAGGGCCUGAAGCUGUUCGAAAUCUCGGACGUCGUGGUGAUCGACGACAACACGGACGUUGGCGCCAAGAACGUGCGUCGCAUCUGUGCCGCCUACACCGGUCCCACCGAUGGUUUCGAGGUUAUCCACGGCCUCGUCGACCGCAUCAUGCAGCUGAUGGGCAUUCCGUCCGCGCUGGAGAUGCCCGCCGGCACGAAGGAGUACUACACGAUCACGCCCGCGGAGGAGCGUACAUACUUCCCCGGCCGUUGCGCGUACCUGACGCUCCAGAAGGAGGACGCGGAGCCCCUGCGUCUCGGCACGUUCGGUGUGCUGCACCCGCAGGUGCUCAAGAACUUCGACCUGCUGAACCCCACGUCCGUUUUGGAGAUGGACCUGGAGCCUCUGGUCUAAGCUCGAAUGUAUCAACCACUAGGAGGCAGGCAGGAACAAUUGUGCGGUGCCAGAGGUGGAGCGACAUCGCACGAGAAAAGUAGACGGCCAGUUGUUGGGCUCGUGGCGAGCUGGCGUGGCAGGUAAUGCGCUAUGAUGCGAAUCCACGUACGUGUGCAUGUG